CGCUGGUCGCUCCGACUGCUGCCGCCGCCACCGCCGACCGCUGCCGCUGGGACCUGCACGAAAAUCAGCGCCGUAUAGCGUGCUAGUACAGUCCCUGAUCGACCUACGGACCGGAACAUUUAUAUACACACAUUCACAUACACACAACACCAUGAAGUCGAAGCUCACUUUUUUCCUUCUGGCGCUCGGCCUCUUUGCUGCUGGCGCAGCGGCUGACGCACUGCUGGACGGUGCGCCACAGUGCCCCGAGCCCUGGGGUGUCCAGGCCUACCCGCACCCGACCGACUGCAACUCCUUCUUCCUCUGCACCAACGGCACUCUGAGCUACGAGCGAUGCGAGAACGGCCUGCUCUUCGACGGCAAGGGCGCCGUGCACAAUCACUGCAACUACCACUGGGCCGUCGAUUGCGGCAACAAGCAGGUCGACAUCGUGCCGUUGAGCAGCCCCGGCUGCGAGUACCAGUUCGGCAUCUAUCCCGACAGCGAUCAUUGCAGCACGGGAUACAUCAAGUGCGCCUACGGUGAGCCCCACCAAGCUCAGUGCGACGCCGGCCUCGUCUACGACGCCAAGAGCCACACCUGCGUCUGGCCCGAUCAGCUCAUACCCUUCUGCAAUCCCGAGGAGGUCAUAGGCUUCAGAUGCCCGAGCAGCCCACCGCACGGUGCCGCCGCGCGCUUCUGGCCCUUCCCAAGGUUCCCCGUGCCGGGCGAUUGUGGACGCCUCAUCACUUGCGUCGAGGGUCAUCCGAGACUCAUCACUUGCGGCGAGGACAAACUCUUCGACUCCGAGACUCUCAGCUGCCUUGACCGUGACGAGCUGCCUCAUUGCGCUUAAAAUCGAUCCGUCCAGGAUUCCAGUCAGAAAAUAAACGAAGCCAC
Molecule: messenger RNA, 879 nt
Organism: Trichogramma pretiosum
Lineage: Eukaryota; Metazoa; Arthropoda; Insecta; Hymenoptera; Trichogrammatidae
Gene: Cpap3-d
Product: protein obstructor-E-like
Exons: 5
Coding region: 152-835 (227 amino acids)
Cellular component (GO): extracellular region
Molecular function (GO): chitin binding
Source: RefSeq, a predicted model, not a curated record